UCCCACGCUCCCUUUAACUUUCGCCGCCUUGCGCGUAAACAUCGACUUGGUAUUCGACACAUACCACCUCCAGACCAAACGAAAUCACUGAAAUGGCUGUAGAGGCGGGCGUAGUUGAAAAUGCAGCUGAAGGUUCGGGAUCUUGGGCUUCGAGCUCUGACCAAACGAAGCUCUCCAUAUACCCUACACCCAUACCCGAGCUUAUUCUACUCGACACCCCGUCGGCAUUAGAGAAGCGAAUCGGGAUGGUGCGGCGGGAGAUCACGGGUUAUUAUACCGGCGUCCACUCCAAAGCGCAAGGUAUUAUAGACCGGUGGAUUUCUGUCGAAGAGAAGGUGGAGACUCGCAUAAAAUCUUUCCGUGAUCCUACAGAGCCCUUAAAUCCUGGACUACUCUAUACUGGAAUUUCUGCCCUGACGACGUCUGUCCUCACUCGCUCGCGCGCACUCCCUAUACGUAUCCUUCUUCCUCCCGCAGCCCUAUGUAGCGCAUUCGCAUAUUUCCUUCCGGGUACCGCUUCUCGGGUCGGUGCAUAUGCUGAGGAGCUCGAAGAUCGUUAUGUUCCUCGCUUUGGAGAAAUCAGAAGAACCUCUGUUGCACACAGCGGGAUUGCCUGGGAGCGCGCGAAAGAAGGUGCUACUGCUGGACGAGAGUCGGUUAAUAAAGGUGUGAAGAGCAUUGUGGAGAGCAUUGAACAAGGGACGGGGCUGAACCUAAAAGCUAUGGGAUGGGCACAGGAAGUGAAGAAGGAGGUGCAAAGUGUUGCUAAUGUGGUUCAAAAGGAUACCAAGGCUAUCGAAAGCAAGAGCUCGGGUGGCGACUCAGAAGACUCCAAGAGAUUGGUAUAGAGUGUGAUAGUGUCGUAUGUAUGGACUCUUAUUAUGAUGGUCCCUCACAACCACAAUCAUACUUCGGCACUUACUAUAGACUAACGUUCUGUAACGAUGGGAUAUUUUAUGUGAUCCUCCAUCUCCAGAAAGUGUUAUGAGAUAACCAACGGGACAAUGUACAAGCACAUCCAUCAUUCAUCCCGCAGAAAUAUUGACGGCAAAUAUUAAUCACUGCCGCCUUCCAACUCAUCAUGUAUAAUGAGGUUUGUAC
Messenger RNA from Suillus bovinus, 1101 nucleotides. RefSeq names its product apolipo protein O-domain-containing protein. The record is from RefSeq and is a predicted model, not a curated record. Gene Ontology annotation, cellular component: mitochondrial crista junction; MICOS complex. The transcript is spliced from 4 exons. Bases 93 to 848 code for a protein of 251 amino acids. Gene Ontology annotation, biological process: cristae formation. Lineage: Eukaryota; Fungi; Basidiomycota; Agaricomycetes; Boletales; Suillaceae.